AUGACUUUCAUGCGUGUGGCUUCGCGGCGGCUGCCUCUCACAAAGCGACUGGCUCCUGGAUUUCAGUCACCGGUCCAACAACGAUUUGCUUCUGCAGCGGCAGGGACGCAAACAUCCAAUGCUCCUCAGGAUGUGAAGGCUCAGGUGACUAAAGAGGCAGUUUUGCCUAACCCAGACCCUGCGGCGGAUUCUGCGACAGCGGCUUUCAUCAGGGAGCGCACCCCGUACAUGGUGCCUACAUACGUGCGACCAGCUCCCGUAAUGAUUAGGGGACAAGGGUGUUAUGUUUGGGAUAUGGAGAACAGGCGGUAUCUCGAUCUCACCGCUGGUAUUGCCGUCAACUCUCUCGGCCAUUGUGACCCGGAAAUCGCAAAGAUUAUCGCAGAACAGGCCGAGACGCUUAUCCACGCCUCGAACCUCUACCAUAAUGCCUGGACUGGUGCCCUUAGCAAACUGUUGAUUGCAUUGACUCACGAAUCCGGCGCAAUGCGCGACGCUUCCCAAGUCUUCAUCUCUAACUCUGGAACCGAGGCGAACGAGGCUGCCAUAAAGUUUGCUCGUAAGGUUGGUCGGUCUCUUGAUCCCUCUGGAGCCAAACACGAAUUCGUCUCCUUCCACAACUCUUUCCACGGCCGCACGAUGGGAGCCCUCUCCGCUACACCCAACCCCAAGUAUCAGACUCCUUUCUCACCUAUGGUGCCCGGCUUCAAGUACGGCAACUACAAUGACAUUAAGCAACUUCAGGAGCUCAUCACGGACAAGACUUGUGGUGUUAUUGUGGAGCCUAUCCAAGGAGAAGGCGGUGUUAAUACCGCGACUCCUGAGUUCCUUGCGGCUCUUCGCAAGCGGUGUGAUGAGGUUGGAGCUGUGCUCAUCUUUGAUGAAAUUCAAUGUGGUCUAUCUCGAACCGGCUCGUUCUGGGCUCAUGCUCACACCUCACUGAAGCCUGCAUCGGGCGAAGCCGCCCACCCUGAUAUCCUCACCACGGCCAAAGCUCUCGGUAAUGGUAUCCCCAUUGGCGCUACCAUAAUAUCUGGCAAGACUGUUGCGGAGCACAUUAAGACAGGUGAUCAUGGCACUACUUUCGGAGGCAACCCGCUCGCGUGCCGGGUUGCUCAUCACAUCGUCGAGCGCCUCGCCUCGCCGGAGUUGCAAAAGUCUGUAGAAGCCAAGUCCUCUUUGUUUGUGUCUGGAUUCCAGAGCCUUCAGAAGAAGUAUCCCGGUGUUAUCUCUGAGAUUCGCGGCCGUGGUUUGAUCCUGGGCGUUCAGCUGUCCAAGGUGCACACAGCCAAAGCGUCGGACCUGAUCACCGCAGCUCGUGAGCGAGGACUGCUGAUCAUUACUGCUGGUGAAGGGUGUCUUCGCUUCGUUCCUCCUUUGACUAUUACCGAGGAGCAGAUCAAGACAUCCCUGAAGAUCUUGGAGCAGACAUUCGAUGCUCUUUUCACAAAUGCAUAG
Molecule: messenger RNA, 1458 nt
Organism: Aspergillus viridinutans
Lineage: Eukaryota; Fungi; Ascomycota; Eurotiomycetes; Eurotiales; Aspergillaceae
Product: acetylornithine transaminase
Exons: 3
Coding region: 1-1458 (485 amino acids)
Biological process (GO): arginine metabolic process
Cellular component (GO): mitochondrial matrix
Molecular function (GO): transaminase activity; identical protein binding; pyridoxal phosphate binding
Source: RefSeq, a predicted model, not a curated record